GGAAAAUCAAACUAAAACUGGAACCUUAUGUUUUAACUGUAAGCAAAAACAGAGAAAAGAAUUAGAAAGCGAGUUAGAGAGAUUACAAGAAGAACAAAGUGCAGAUAAGGAAGAAAUGGAGAGAUUGAAGAAUUUGAUAGAGAAUAUUGUCACCAAGGGUAAGAAAUAUGCAGUGCGAUUAGUUGUUUAUGAGCCUGAGACAGGUGCAGUCGAAGAAAUUUUAAAAACUAUAAGAUUUCCUAAUUGGAAUCCGCUUUCAGGAUACAACAAUUUAUUCGAAACUCAAACUAAGAUAAAUGAAAUUAAAGAAAAACUUAAUAGCGAGCAUCCGAUACUAGCAGUAUCUGAGAACAGUUCAUUCCCCCUCAAAGUUAUCCAUAAAUUUUCUCUUCCAGCUAACAUUAAUCCUGAAGAACACUUGAGGCCAUUAGAUAUAGUUUGGAGAAAAAUGGCUGAUGGAUUUAAUUAUCAUGCUGCCAUUUAUUUGGGUAAUAACCAAGUGGCUCAUAUUUCGUCUGAUUCAACAAUGUUAACUGAUGAAAAAAAGUUAAAAAAUAAAUUAGCCGCAAGAAUUGAUGAUUGA
Messenger RNA from Paraglomus brasilianum, 583 nucleotides. The record is from the annotation of a GenBank genome assembly. NCBI's taxonomy places the organism in Eukaryota, Fungi, Glomeromycota, Glomeromycetes, Paraglomerales, Paraglomeraceae.